This is a messenger RNA of Coccidioides immitis RS, 372 nucleotides long. RefSeq lists its product as uncharacterized. NCBI's taxonomy places the organism in Eukaryota, Fungi, Ascomycota, Eurotiomycetes, Onygenales, Onygenaceae. The transcript has a single exon. The coding region runs from base 1 to 372 and encodes 123 amino acids. The record is from RefSeq and is a predicted model, not a curated record.
AUGUACGAAAUACGCAGCCUUUGGAAGUUCCAACAACUGAGACGCAACGAUAUCCCACACGGGUAUGAUCGAGUACCCGCAGGGAAUCCGAGGGGCACUCCCCAUGUUGAUGUUUCCGAACAAUCAACUAGGUACGGAGUAACAAGUUGUCGAAGAACGGAAAAAGCAAACACAGUUUGGAUCGUAUUCGCGCGCGUUGUACCACAUACAGUGAAAAAUGUGGUCGCACGGCUAGUUAAUUUCUCUCCACUCGAGGUUGUCAAAAGAGCAGAGGGGCAAGAGGUGAGAAGAGACAAUCGGCCAGGUCAUCUUUCACAAUGCUUUUCAGCGGAAUUUCCAACCGAGAACAUCAGCGGGCUGGAAGACAACUGA